GAGAAUUAUUCCUGAAUAAUUCAUGAACCUGAAUUAAUCAUGCAUUUUCAUGAAUUAUUCAUGAAUAACUCAUGGAAAUGCAAGGUUUAUUCAUGCUCCAAAAAACCCAAGGCUUUUUCUCUUCUCUUCUGCUCUCUCUCCCUUGGGGACGGCAGGUGGGAGCUCUCUGAGCCAGACAAAGGAGACCUGACAAGGAACUGUGGUGAAGGGACAAGCCCAAGGCAAAGAAGUGUCCGGGCACCUUCUGUGCUGGAGCAGGCGGCUGGGAUCUGGAUAGACAGGAGACAUUUUGCAAGACUCAACACCUGGAGCAGUGCAAACCAGGUGGGCAGCCCCGAUGUCAGCCAAGCUCUACGUCCUCAUCAGCUGGCCCGACGGCAGCCGGGUGAUCAACAUCGAGAACAUCAAGGAGCCCCGCAAGCCCUUCCACCUCUACGUGGUGGGUGAGCAGGUGCUGGCCCGCUGCCCCGGCUUCAGCGGGCUCUACUGGGGGAUGCUGGAAGGCAUAAGCGAGCACAAAGAUAUUUUAGAGAAGAAGCUGCUGGAAGAUAGACAGCUCCUGGAGAAGUUAAAAGAAGAACCAGCCGUUCACAGCAUGAUGCCACCUCAGCCAAAAAAAUCCAGGAAAACCUUCCCAAAAUGGACCCCAGGGAACGCAUCCAGGAAAUGCCACGGUGACAGGCCUUACCCUGCCAAGCCGCUGCUGAGGGUGGCCGAGGCCAGCCUGCCCCAUGACACUGGCAGCUCCUCCAUCAUCAAGGAGAGACGUGCCCUGGGCAACGCGGCUGGAAGUCCCCGUUCGCUGGUGGGGCCCCCCCACCCAGCCAGCGCCUUCUCACCCCCCUCUACAUUUGUCACCAUGGCCAUGCCGGGGACUUCCCAGGGUGAAGAGGACAGGGCUGGUCCAGCGACUAGAGAUUAUGUUGCCCUGGCAAUGAAGAGGAAGUCAGAUGGCCUCUUGUCUCAAUGCCAGCAACACGGCUGUCUGAACAGCUGCGAAGAGCGAAAACUUGACGCUUUGCAAGAAACAGAUGAUUUCGAGAGAGUUCAGAAAAAUUUCGGUCCUGGUGAAACGGAAAGGGAAGAGAAAAUAGAGCAGCUGGAGAGGAUGGUGUUGGACCUCCAACAGGAUGUCCUCUCUCUGAAGAAGAAGGUGCAGAGGCUGGAAUCUCUGUCCUUCCAGGAGGAGCUCCACCGGCAGCCCUGCGAGGUGGUGGAGCUCUUCAAUGGCUACACCAAGGAACAGCUCAAAGAGACCAUUCGGUUUGACCAGAAGAUCAGCACUGCCUGCAAGACACUGCUCUACAAGCUCUUCACAUCUGACUACAUCCAGAGCCACUCCAUCACGGGGCGGAGGGGCAAUACUUUCCGAGAGGCGAAGCCCAUGAUGGAUGAACGUUGCAUCAAAAUCAUUAGGGUGCUGUUGAAACAGAAGUUUGGAGAUCACCUCAGUGACACAGUGAUCACGGAGAAGAUACAAAACGUGCAGAAAGCUCUGAGGCAGAAGUUUAAGACAGAAUGUCUCUGAUGCAGGGGGGACUUGGUGUCUCUUCCUACCACGCUCAUCGAUGUUCCUGAGCAACCCUUCCAGAAAAGACGAGUCCAACCUGCUGCUGUUCAGCUGAUUUCCCCCCAAGGAGCCAACCCAAGUGAACCGUGCGCUAAACAACACAAACCUUUCACUGCUAAACCUCUGCCUGCAUUAAUUGAGUGGGAAGUUUGCCCAGCUUGGCAGGGUUUUUGCACAUCUGCUAGCACUUUACAAGUUCCUUUCCAUCCAGUCUCUGUGCAAGCCUCACUACAGGGUGCAAGUAGUGAUCUCCAGGCCUUUUUGAUGGACAUGCUCAAAAGCUUGAAGGUUUCUGUAAGGUCCAACUAUGGGUCAGUAAGUCAGCUUUGUCCCACCUUGUGGAGGGUUAGGGAUAAAAAUUGGCUCUGGGAUAGGGGAGUGUAAUCCCAAAUAAAGCCAGGACUCUGGAGAUGGACUUUGUGUCACCCAACAUAGCUUCUCUUCGCAUGCCUGUGGUUGCCCCCUGCAGCCUGUGGGACAGUAUUUGUUCUCUUUGCUCCCAGUGAAUGUCCUUUCAAAACCAGAUUAUUUCCAUGGAGAAUUCCUGUAUAUUUUUAUGACAUAAGAGUGGCGGGUGGAGGGCAAAAUGUGGCCCGCUUGUAGCUACACCUUUCCUUCAAAUAUUAGACUUAUUAUGAGCACAGUCACUAUCAUUCAAAUACAGUAAUUAUGUUGUAGUUAAGAAAUUCCAGGUACAAGUAGGCAUUUUUCUAUGUGAGAAGCUAUAGAGAAGGGCUAGAUCAACAUAUCUUCCUAAAGAGUUCAGAGCUGGAGUUUGGGUGCAUUAGAAGUGUUUUUAACAUUAAAAGAGUAAGAUGCUGACACCCGUCGACCUAACAGAAGUGCUGCAAAAUACCAAACCUUCCCUGUUAGAGAGGCUUCUCAGAGAAGAAAUUGGUUUUCUAAGUUAAAUUUUUAAAUUAUUCAGGAAAGGAAAUGUCAGUUGUUUUGCGAUAAUCAAAACAUUUGUUUUAAUUUAUAUGUUUUAUUCUGUUUUCAAGUAUUUAAUUUCUUUACAGCUACAUGAGAAAUAAUAAUGCAAAAUAAAUGCAUUGAAAAACAA
This is a messenger RNA of Calidris pugnax (ruff), 2633 nucleotides long. RefSeq lists its product as uncharacterized. Gene Ontology annotation, molecular function: DNA binding. The record is from RefSeq and is a predicted model, not a curated record. NCBI's taxonomy places the organism in Eukaryota, Metazoa, Chordata, Aves, Charadriiformes, Scolopacidae. The coding region runs from base 338 to 1528 and encodes 396 amino acids. The transcript is spliced from 8 exons.